AGAUGCACGUGGUUGAGGAUGGAAAGGGGUGCAGAGGGAGGAAAUGUGGUGGUGUGGGGCAAGAAAGAGCGUGAGAUAACUUGAAUCCUCAGCUCCGAGUCUUUGACUGAUAUAAAAAUAUAGUCUGACAUUUUGCGGGAUAAAAAAUUUACUUAUUGCAACUCUCACCGCUGACUGAACGAAUCUUGCGCUCGUGUUUAAUCGCCGGAAAAAAUUCCGUCCAUUCUCCCCUCUCGUUUUCGUUUUUCUUUCAAGGAAUAUUAAUCUUGCUUGAAGAAGAUGCUUCGAUUAAUAUUUAUGGAGAUUUUUCUGGCAAUUGUGAUUACAGAGGCGGUUCCAAGACCCGAAGACGAACCAAAACAGAGAAUCAUUGAUAAGGAUCUUAGCGAUCAAGAACAUUACGUGAAUUCCCAUCACAACCCCGAAUAUGAUCACGAGGCCUUCCUCGGUGAAGAAGCAAAAACAUUUGAUCAGCUAUCUCCGGAGGAAAGUACUCGAAGACUAGGUUUAAUAGUCGACAAAAUUGACAAAGACAGAAACGGUUUCGUUAACCAAGAAGAACUUAAAGACUGGAUUAAAUAUACUCAACAGCGGUACAUUCAAGAUGACAUCGAGCGGCACUGGAAGUCUCAUAACCCCGAAGAAAAGGAAAACCUUCCUUGGAAAGAAUACAAAAGUCUAGUUUACGGCUUCAUGGAAGAAAAGGAUCACGAAGCUGACAAAACUGAUAACGAGGGUUUCUCUUAUGCCGUUAUGUUGAAGCGUGACCGCAAAAGAUGGUCGGUUGCUGAUCAGGAUGGCGAUGAUGCCUUAACUAAAGAGGAAUUUGCCGCUUUUCUCCAUCCGGAGGAACAGGAACAUAUGAGGGAUGUUGUCGUUUUGGAAACAAUAGAAGAUAUCGAUAAGGAUGGAGAUGGCAAAAUUUCUCUUAUUGAAUAUAUAGGCGAUAUGUACACAAGUGGUGGAGAAGAAGAGGAAGAGCCAGAAUGGGUGAAAAAUGAAAAGGAACAGUUUUCUUCCUACCGGGAUAAAAACGGUGACGGUUUUCUCGACAACGAGGAGGUGAAGAAUUGGAUUAUCCCCCCCGAUUUUGAUCACGCAGAGGCUGAAGCUCGUCAUUUAAUUUACGAAGCAGACACCGAUGCGGAUCAGAAACUUACCAAAGAUGAGAUUUUAGAAAAAUACGAUAUUUUUGUUGGAUCGCAGGCGACGGACUUUGGUCAAGCUUUAGCGAGACACGAAGAAUUUUAGUUUUUAAAUUCACUUUUAAGAAAGCUGAAGAAAAAGAAUGAAAAAGUUUCUACAAUUAUUAAAUUAAGCUCUAUGAGUAGUAUUUCUGUA
Molecule: messenger RNA, 1341 nt
Organism: Belonocnema kinseyi
Lineage: Eukaryota; Metazoa; Arthropoda; Insecta; Hymenoptera; Cynipidae
Gene: scf
Product: calumenin
Exons: 4
Coding region: 280-1251 (323 amino acids)
Cellular component (GO): endoplasmic reticulum
Molecular function (GO): calcium ion binding
Source: RefSeq, a predicted model, not a curated record